CCCCCGACCCUGCCUCCCCGGGACCCACCGCCCCCGGACCCUCCGGACAGCAGGACCAGGCUGCUGAGAACCUGCCCCAGACUUCCACCCGGGCAUCUGUCUCCUCCGAAGAAGUAACCAGUGUGUGGAGCCUGCCCCACACCCGCCACCUGACAAACCACGGCCUUUACCUGUGUCUUCCGGUGUUUCCCGUGCGACCCGUCCUGUGGGAACGCCUCCUGGGCCGCCCCCGAGUUCCCCCAGCAUUCGGCGGCGCCAAUGGUGAAGAUGACGAGGUCCAAGACUUUCCAGGCCUACCUGCCUUCCUGCCACCGCACCUACAGCUGCAUCCACUGUAGGGCUCACCUGGCCAACCACGAUGAACUCAUUUCCAAGUCGUUCCAAGGAAGCCAAGGACGAGCUUACCUCUUUAAUUCAGUAGUUAAUGUGGGCUGUGGACCUGCAGAAGAACGGGUGUUGCUCACAGGACUGCACGCGGUCGCAGAUAUUUACUGUGAAAACUGCAAAACCACCCUGGGCUGGAAAUACGAACAUGCCUUUGAGAGCAGCCAGAAGUAUAAAGAAGGCAAAUACAUCAUUGAACUAGCGCACAUGAUCAAGGAUAAUGGCUGGGAUUGAACGGAGGCAGAGUCCACCCAAACCAGUGUCUAAGCGAAUGCCAUCCAACCGAACAUUAUACCCAAGAGUGAGAGAGUGACUGAACGCUUGGUUCCACCCAUUUAGAGGCUUUCCCCACCCGGGGGCAUCCUCCCACCCUAACUCCAUCUUGACUGGUGACUAGCCUCUAAGCCGCCGUCUCUCUGUCUCUACGCUUUGUGUCUGUUGUGUGAGUUGACCCUGGCUUCUCUCUCUGUUCUAGUGUUGGCUAAAAAAGAACGAAUGCACCGUAAGCUCGGCCACGUUCCACUCCGACGAAGGGGUGAGAACCCACCGAAACAGGCCGCCGGGGGCUGGGAGGGGGGAGGCAGCAAUUGAGCUGGAUAGCAGUGGUACAGGGACUGGAGAAGGAAAGAGACCCCUGAACACCCUGGUGCUGGGGGGGUGGGAGGGUGGAGGCAGGAACGAGGUUUUGUUGCUCCUAAAGUCCUGGUUAUCCAGGUUUGAAAAGAUCAACUUGUCUAUGAGGACAAAAAAAACAACCAACAAAAGAAAAAAUACCUCAUGAUCGCGUUCUCUCUCUGACCAGAAAUUUCUGUUCCUGACACCGGUGUGUGUGGGUAUCAAACUGAGCAUGAUUGUGGCCCCCGGUCCCUUUCACCUGCUUCAGAGGCAGGUGGCUGGUUUCCCCGGGUGGAACGUGGUGCUCAGCACUAGCCCCAGCCAAUGGCUGGGGUGAGUGUGUUUGGGGUUUUGAUGACUUGCUCACGUCUUAACCAAUCCCAGAGUUGUUUUCUCCUCUGCCCCUUCAGCAAGAGGGAAAACUGCCUUGCAUCACAUGCCCAAGAUCCAAUUUUCCCCACAAAGCAAGGGGACCAAAGCCUGGGACAGGGGGCCCAAUAAAUAGGGAAGGUGAGAGAAUAGCCCAGACUGAAAUGGAAGCUUAGAGGAUGCUCCAGGAAGAGUUCAGAUCUCGGGCGGGUUAAAUCGCAGCCAAAUUGGGUCAGAGAAACCAAUUUCGAGAUGGUUCUCUCAUUCUUAUUCCUCCCGGAGAACAGCUAGGACUUCGUCUUAGCUUUGAUUCCAGGAUGAGGUAGAAGUCAGCGUUCCUCCCAGAGAGUGGGGUAUCCUUCGAUGGAAACAGCAGCGGAGUAUGGAUCCCUUGGCCUGCAGACCUGUCUUUCCAGGCCAUUGAAGAUCAAAUGGUGAAGCCCUGCAAUUUCCCUUGUUGUUAUCCUUAGACGGGUGAAUCGGGGCAGCAGAGGAGAGUGAGUGAGUUUGAUGACUAACUAGAAAUAACCAAUCAAAUAUCAUCUUUUCCCCAGACUCCAUGAUAACGGAGGAGGAGGGUUCAUGAGGGAAAGAGAAGUUUGUUAUGUUUUAUCAACACUGUGAAAUUUGUUCUACAGCAAAUCCAGCCAGAAUCUGGUGCAUGACAUGAAACUUAUUUAACUGAGUUAAGUUCAUUUCUUAGCUUGAAAAAUAUUGUGUUGUUGUUGCUGUUCUUGUUACUGUUAUUAUUUAAAUGUGUGAUUCUCAGCAUCUCAUUCUUCAAGUAGACCGAUCCGGUAGGAAAAUCCACCUUAGUGUCACAGAUAGUGUAUUCAUGAAAGUGGGAAUCUGGAAUGGAAUGUUCCACUGUCAGCCGGGUCUGAUGUGUAGAUCAGUGGAUUCAAGAGGUUUUUAGGAUUGACUCUGGAUCUUGAUCAGAUUUCCACCCAGGGUGGGCGACUGGGGGCAGUGGGAGGGUGUAAAGGAGUGGGUGGUGGUCUUCCUGGUCACUCACUUGGAUGUGGUAAAAUCAAUCUGAAAACACAGAGUUCUGACCGACAAGGAAGCCCUAGGCCUGGAUGUUGACAUGGGGACUUUUUUCUGCUCUGGAAGCUGAGUUGCUCCAGGGUAGGACUGGGGUGGCUUGUGAAAGAGCAUUUAGUCUCUGGCUUCUUAUUUGCUCCCAGCAAAAUGUCAACACUGCUCCCAGCUCUUCCAACACUAGGCAGAAUGCAGCCAAUCCAAUCUCAAAAUCGCCCUGGCAAGUUUCACAGGGGAAAAUGAGGCAUGGGGAGAUGAGAGUAGUCGGUUCUGGCCCCCAGAGGUAGAUCCUUUCAGAAUGGACAGACUGGCACUGGAUUUUAGCUUCUGGCCAUCUGAUCAGCUCCCCAGGCCCAUCCAAAAAACUCUUGAAGCUCCGAUGAUUCUGAGUGAGCCCCCUGUUCACAACUAGUCACAUCUCCACUCUAUUCCCACUGGACAACCCAUUGAUUAGGGCCACUGGAUUUGCUCAAGGAAAAUCCCAGCUGCAUAGAUUCCCUUAAGUAGGGACUGGGGUUUUCUCGACCCUAGGGGACUUGAUCCCUAGGGAGUUGCUUUGUUAAAAUGUUUGGAAACUGAGGAUAUUUUUCAAGAUUUAAUUUGAACUGGAGCUGUCAGGAUGUGUACUUGAGAUCCGUGAGGUCCAAGGGAAGACCAGCUUUGCUCCUUAUGAGUUCCUGAGGGAGCAGGCCCUGACUUCUCCUUCAAUUUGACAAGCUACUGACCAGAUUCUAGUUCCUGUUGCAUCCAAUUCUGUAAAAAAUUGAGCACUUAUCGGGUGCCCGAUGCACUAAAACACCAAUAGGAUGAUGCUUUCUGUCCCAAAUGCAGUUGAACUCCUUCUUUAGGCUUACUUCCCUUUGUCAACUAAACCUAAAGUGCUUCUUAUAACUCUCGGUCCACCCAUGGCUCUUCCAUUUAACGUCUGGAAGUAUUUGGCGACCACAGCCGGGAAAUGGAACACGUCAGCUGGUGGGCUUAAUUAGUUAAUUCUUUCUUUCAAUCAAUCGUUAUUUAUCGAGCACUUACUGAGUGCAGAGCACUCUACAAAGUGCUUGGGAGAGUACAGUGUAACAGAAUUGGUAGACACGUUCCCUGCCCACAACAAGCUUACAGUCUACCAUAGCCUACUCAGAGCAUAACUAAAGACCUCACCCACACAUGCCAUUGGUAGAUUGGUAGAUCACUGGAGUGAGCAUAUGGAGCAGAGGGGGAGGGAGGGGGAAGGAGGAAUGGCUGCCUUCAUUCUCGAACCAAGAGUCUCCAGUUUCAGUUCACCGGGUGCUCGUGGCCCGCCUCGGCCUGGACUGAGACGCUGAGGGCCAGAGCCCGUCAUCUGAGUCUGCUCCUCGCAUCUCAAAGGAAGGGGAGCAGGAUGGGCUAAAAUGAGAGUCACCCGUGCUGGGAGAGUGGGCUGCCGAACACGGGUCCUCUUGUUACAAGUUUCCGCUGGUAAUGUAUAAAGAACAGGAACGCCCGCUUUUGAAAUCUACCUUUGUAAAUAAUAUUUAAUUUUUUAAAUAAUAUAUUUGGUGCUGUUUUCUCAGAUACCCUGAGAGCACUUUUUAUUUUAUUUUUAAAUUCUCCUGUAUCCUUGGCAUUUCUUGAGAGACGUUUUAAGGGAAACACCGACCACCGGUGCACUCUGUUUUCUCUAAUGCUGUUGUCGUGUCUGGAGGAUGCGAAAGAACAAUGCUUCUGCUUUCUUUAUUCCAGUAGAACUGACAUCGGUGGUACAUAACCAGAUUGUGCAUUGAAUUCUCUCCUUGCACCAGGAUUGGCUAGAAAAGACAAAGAAAGAUGAAAUCUGUUGACAUGCGUUAAGUUGCGACUCAGAAUGCUUUCUCUUUUUGAGGCAAUUUCCGACACAUUGGAAUCUCGUUUUUAACCGUCUGUUUUUUAGAAGUAUUUUGGGUUGUGGCUCCCACUUUCCUUUCCACAGGGGACAUUCUGGUAGCUACAGUGAAGUUUACACCUCCAGCAGUAAGGUUUUCUUUAUUAUUAUUUUUGCUUUCUCCUCUUUUGAUUGUUCAUCCUCCGUCUCCAAGUGGACCAACAGCACAAACCAUUGGGAUGCAUUCUGCUGGGUGUGGAGCUGUUUGCUCUGUUGCAUUGCCGUUGCACGCUCUUCUUUCUUUCCUUUUCUUUUUUUUUUUGUGCACAACUUCUAAAAAUGGUGGAAUUUGUUGUCCUUGUGAAAAUCAAAGAAGUCAAACCUAGAUGUUUUUUAAUUGCGCCAUGAGUGUAUUCCUUAUGUGCACAUUUAUGGAACACAUGCCUGUGGGUAAACAGCUUUUUAAAAGGUCAGAAAUCUCAGGGUCAGGAAGAGACCUGGGAAAUCAAAUCCUCGCAACGAUGAACUUCUAUCACCUUUAACAGCACUAUCCAAAGUGAGAAAACACUGCAGAUGUGGGAAUGGGGUUAAAUUUAAAUGUAUACAUUAAAGCCCAUUGGCAUUUUAGGGUAACAAAGGAGGGGACGUAAAUUAUUCCCACCUGACCAAAUUCUUCACGACUUUAAUUUUUUUGUUCAGAAUUUGGGUGAGUGGGAUUGCUCUCCAUUCCCAACCAUCAGAGAUUUUCUUUAGUCUGUUAAUGCUCUUGUGUUUACAAAUUGUGUUAAUUGUUAAGGGGUUUGAGGGGGCGGGGGAGGGGGCCAUUCUUUCAUGCCACUUGAUUCAGUAAAAAAGGUAAUUGUUUUCAGAUGAUUUGUCUUCACCUUUUUCUGUAUUGGUACACAGUGAUUCAGUAUUAGCGGAAAGUGCAUUGUUUCUGUCAGUUCCAAUCUGUGUUGGUGCUCAUUUGAGAAAAUAAAGUUUUCAGAUAUUAA
Messenger RNA from Ornithorhynchus anatinus (platypus), 5238 nucleotides. It is a transcript of the gene YPEL2, whose product is annotated as yippee like 2. The transcript has 5 exons. NCBI's taxonomy places the organism in Eukaryota, Metazoa, Chordata, Mammalia, Monotremata, Ornithorhynchidae. Bases 259 to 618 code for a protein of 119 amino acids. The record is from RefSeq and is a predicted model, not a curated record.